Molecule: messenger RNA, 1135 nt
Organism: Folsomia candida
Lineage: Eukaryota; Metazoa; Arthropoda; Collembola; Entomobryomorpha; Isotomidae
Exons: 3
Coding region: 305-1135 (276 amino acids)
Source: RefSeq, a predicted model, not a curated record
UUGUGAAACAGCUCCAAGUUCCGAACCGUACUUCAUCUCUGAUAUAAAAGGUCGACUUUUGGCCAGGUCUUCCUGCUGCAGGCGACCCCACAGAAUAUUUCCUUGGUCCAAUUAUCUAUUGAAUUUAACUAGAAACUGUGGACAAAAACAUUACCGCAUCAAUGUCUCUAAUAUUCCGCGCUACUUUACGAAAUCCAGAUUGAAGAAAGUGCAGCCACCUCCUCCUGCAAAUUUUGUUGGCACCUCGGAAUUUGGCACAUGUGAUUGUACAGACCACUUGGCCAAAAAGUUGGAGACUGACCCAAUGCUUCUAGACAUUGACCCCUACCUCACUCCAAUCCAACUUCAGUUGGAAAUUGGUCUACGGAAAUUAAGAAAGAUUCAACCCCCAACUAUCUGGAUAAUAGGUCACGCACACGAAACUACGAUUCGGGAACGAGAAACGUUUGCUCGGUCUCUGGCUGCUAUAUUGGAUUACACUUACAUCAACAUGGACACUGAAAUUUGGAAGAGAACUGAAGCGUCUUCCGAAGAACUGACCAAUAUUAACAAUGAGUUUGCCAGAAAGGGAGAUCAUGUGGGCAAAUCGGCCCAUUCCAGGCUGGUCGUCAUGUCGUGGAAGCUUACGUCAAAUCCCUCCGUCACUUUGAGUGAAGAAGGCGUCCUUGAAAUGCUUAAAUUAAUCUUGGUCCACAACGCGAACGGUUUCGUGAUUGAUUCUUUUCCGUGCAAUGAAAUUGAGGCAUCCGGAUUUGAAGCAAUGUUUUACCCAGUUACGUUUUCCAUUUAUAUUCGUCCUCCAGCCAUGAAAAGGUAUAAACCACGAAGUAAGAAUGCAACUCGUCCUAACGAUAAUAAUGACGGACAUAAGAAGAUUGAGACCCGUGCCAGUUAUGAGAGCGUUUUAGAACCCUCAAAUUUUCGUCGAAGUCAUUCCUACCACGAGGUUGAAGUACAAAAUAUCGCACACAAGUAUAAGGAUCAGCUCCGAGCACUAAUUUUUGACCAUGGGAUAGAUCUUGGACAUCACGAGGCCGAACUGGCUAGCGCUCUGAUUUUGGAAGAGGUUUUUUUUGCAAUUAUUGUUGAAAUUGAAUUUCUUCACAUCUUCUUAGAGCGUGCAAUUCAUAAUUGA